AAUAGCUUAAUCUCGUCCUCUUCUAAAACUAUGGCGGUGGAGCCUUUAACCUCUGGUGCAAGUGGUCGCAUAAACGCGCUAUUCUCCUUGCGUCCUUUGGACCUCUUGUUGCCGUUAAAUGCUGUCGUUUUGUUGCUGCUUUUGCAGUUCCGGGGAACAAGACGUGCAUCCGCGAUCAGUUCCGGGGAGAAAGUGGGGAAGGAAGAGAAACAGGAGAGCCGGAGGAAAGGGUCCUCGUCUUCGCCGGCUGUGGUGAGGGUUCCGGUGGCUAUGUUGCCACCUAGAACCGCGGCGGUGGUCGUGGACCAGGAGGUUGCGGCGAGGCGGUCGUUGGCGAUCGAGAGGGUGGCUCAGGACGAUGAUGACAAAACGGUGAGGGAGUUUUCGCUGUUUACAAAUGCAAGAGGUGACACCUUAUUUACUCAGUCUUGGACUUCCGUUUCUGUCAUAGUCAGGGGAGUAGUUGUUCUGUUGCAUGGCCUGAAUGAACACAGUGGUAGGUACAGUGAUUUUGCAAAGCGUCUUAAUGCUAAUGGAUUCAAGGUCUAUGGAAUGGACUGGAUUGGACAUGGUGGAAGCGAUGGUCUACAUGCAUAUGUUCAUUCUCUUGAUUAUGCUGUUGCUGAUACGAAAAUGUUCCUUGGAAAGGUUUUAACCGACAAUCCCGGGCUUCCAUGCUUUUGCUUUGGUCAUUCAACGGGUGGUGCAAUUGUCCUUAAGGCGGUACUUGAUCCGAAGGUUGAAGCCAAUGUAUCAGGCAUUAUACUGACUUCUCCAGCUGUAGGUGUACAGCCAUCUCAUCCGAUUUUUGUGGUGCUUGCUUCAGUUGUAUCAUUUCUAUUGCCAAGAUACAAAGUCAGUGUCACGAAUAAAAAGGCCUUGCCGGUUUCUAGGGACCCAGAGGCGCUGGUGGCCAAGUAUUCAGAUCCACUGGUAUGCACCGGACCCCUCUGGGUGAGAACUGGUCAUGAAAUUCUUAGAAUUACAUCCUACUUGCAGCAGAAUAUGAACAGAUUGAGAGUUCCCUUAUUUGUUCUCCACGGAAUGGAUGAUACUGUAACCGAUCCUCGAGCUUCUCAGAAACUGUAUGUAGAAGCUGCCUCCACCGACAAAACGAUCAGACUGUUUGUAGGCCUGCUACACGAUCUCCUAUUCGAACCAGAACGAGAAACCAUAGUGGGUGACAUAAUCCAGUGGUUAAAUUGUAGGGUAUAGAAAAGCGAGUCA
Messenger RNA from Hibiscus syriacus, 1227 nucleotides. RefSeq names its product monoacylglycerol lipase-like. Lineage: Eukaryota; Viridiplantae; Streptophyta; Magnoliopsida; Malvales; Malvaceae. Gene Ontology annotation, molecular function: lipase activity. The record is from RefSeq and is a predicted model, not a curated record. Gene Ontology annotation, cellular component: membrane.